CGAACGGUCAUAGGAAUAGAGGAAUUCAGAGUAAUGUCACAGAGCAUCAAGUAUUCCCAUUUCGAUGUCAAUGGAGCCGGAGAUGUGAGACGCAAUGUGGCUAUCAUUGGUGCUGGUCUGGUGGGAUCUCUGGCGGCUUUGAACUUUGCUCGCAUGGGCAACGAGGUGCAUCUGUAUGAGUAUCGGGAGGAUAUUCGCACCGCCCAGUUGGUGCAAGGACGUAGCAUCAAUUUGGCCUUGUCGCAGCGGGGAAGAAAGGCGCUGGCUGCCGUGGGGCUGGAGGAGAAAGUGCUUGCCACCGCGAUACCCAUGCGUGGACGCAUGUUGCACAAUGUGCGUGGUCGCACCAGCAUUGUCCUUUAUGAUCCUUGCACCAAACAGUGUCUGUAUUCGGUGGGUCGCAAGCAAUUGAAUGAAUUGUUGUUAAAUGCUUGCGAUGAAUUUGCCAACAUUCAUUGCCACUUUGAGCACAAGUUGGCCAUGGCCAACAUUAGUGAAGGUCAAAUGCAAUUCAAGGUGCCCAAGGAGCAGCAACUGAUCUCGGCCAGCGCUGAUUUGAUUGUUGGUUGCGAUGGCGCCUUUAGCACAUUGCGACAACAUUUGGUGCGUACACCAGGAUUUAAUUACUCGCAGGAGUAUAUCAAUACUGGGUAUCUUGAGUUGUGCAUACCCGCCAAGGCUGGUGAAUUUCAAAUGCCACCCAAUUAUCUUCACAUUUGGCCACGCGACUCCUUUAUGAUGAUCGCCUUGCCCAAUCAGGAUAAAUCCUUUACAGUCACUUUGUCAAUGCCCUUUGAAGUGUUUGAAAGGAUUAAGACACAUCAAGAGCUGUUGGAUUUCUUUCGUAAACACUAUGUGGAUGCAUUGCCCUUGAUUGGCGAGGAGCAACUCAUUAAGGACUUUUUCAAGACACGUCCACAGCACUUGAUGUCCGUGAAGUGCAAACCUUAUCACUUUGGAGACAAGGCUUUGAUUCUGGGAGAUGCGGCUCAUUCCAUGGUGCCUUACUAUGGCCAGGGUAUGAAUGCGGGCAUGGAGGAUGUCACGCUCCUCACAUCCAUUCUCAACCAGCAACUGCCGCUGGAUGAAGCCUUGGCUCAGUUUACCGAGUCCCGUUGGAAGGACGCCUUCGCCAUUUGUGAUCUAGCCAUGUACAAUUACGUGGAGAUGCGUGACUUAACUAAGCGACUCUCUUUCCGCUGUCGCAAAUUUCUGGAUACGACUUUGUUCCGUUUGUUUCCCAGGUUUUGGGUUCCCCUCUACAACAGCGUCUCGUUCUCCAGCAUGCCUUAUAGCCAGUGUAUUGCCAAUCGACAGUGGCAGGACAAGUUCCUAAACAAGGCUCUUGGUUUCAGUCUCUUGACGAGUUUCCUCAUUGGAGGUGCCAUUUAUGCAAGACGCUUCCGCUAACAGCAUAACGGGAUUUAAACACACUUAAUAUUGUCAAUAUUUGUAUUUGGCUAAGAUACUUUUUUAUGCCUUUUUUUUCCAAUAAAAUCUGUGUAUAAAUUCUUGUAA
Messenger RNA from Drosophila innubila, 1518 nucleotides. It is a transcript of the gene cn, whose product is annotated as kynurenine 3-monooxygenase. The record is from RefSeq and is a predicted model, not a curated record. NCBI's taxonomy places the organism in Eukaryota, Metazoa, Arthropoda, Insecta, Diptera, Drosophilidae. Gene Ontology annotation, cellular component: mitochondrial outer membrane. Gene Ontology annotation, molecular function: FAD binding; kynurenine 3-monooxygenase activity; NAD(P)H oxidase H2O2-forming activity. Gene Ontology annotation, biological process: L-tryptophan catabolic process; NAD+ metabolic process; quinolinate biosynthetic process. The coding region runs from base 34 to 1410 and encodes 458 amino acids. The transcript has 3 exons.